AUGGUUCCUGCCGCUGAGGACAAGGUUCCUGACGCUGAGCACACGGUUCGUGACGCUGAAGACAAGGUUCCUGACGCUCAGGACAAGGUUCCUGACGCUCAGGACAAGGUUCCUGACGCUGAGGACAAGUUUCCUGACGCUGAGGAAAAGGUUCCUGACGCUGAGGACAAGGUUCCUGACGCUGAGGACAAGGUUCCUGACGCUGAGGACAAGGUUCCUGACGCUGAGGACAAGGUUCCUGAUGCUGAGGACAAGGUUCCUGACGCUGAGCACAAGGUUCCUGACGCUGAGCGCAAGGUUCCUGACCCUGAGGACAAGGCUCCUGACGCUGAGGACAAGGUUCCUGACGUUGAGGACAAGGUUCCUUACGCUGAGAACAACGUUCCUGACGCUGAGGACAAGGUUCCUGACGCUGAGGACAAGAUUCCUGACGCUGAUGACACGGUUCGUGACGCUGAGCACACUGUUCCUGACGCUGAGGACAAGGUUCCUGACGCUGAGCACAUGGUUCCUGACGAUGAGCACAAGGUUCCUGACGCUGAGCGGAAGGUUCCUGACGCUGAGCAGAAGGUUCCUGACGCUGAGCACAAGGUUCCUGACGCUGAGGACAAGGUUCCUGACGCUGAACAGAAGGUUCCUUACGCUGAGGACAAGGUUCCUGACGCUGAGGACAAGGUUCCUGACGCUGAGGACAAGGUUCCUGACGCUGAGGACAAGGUUCCUGACGCUGAGCACACGGUUCCUGACGAUGAGGACAAGGUUCCUGACGCUGAGGACAAGGUUCCUGACGCUGAGGACAAGGUUCCUGACGCUGAGCAGAAGGUUUCUGACGCUGAGGACAAG
Paramuricea clavata is the source of this 843-nucleotide messenger RNA. The record is from the annotation of a GenBank genome assembly. NCBI's taxonomy places the organism in Eukaryota, Metazoa, Cnidaria, Anthozoa, Malacalcyonacea, Plexauridae.